AUGUCUUCUCCUACAAUGAAGAAACCUGAAAAGCCUUUGUUUAGUCCUACUUCUCCCCAGGAUUCUUCACCAAGACUGAGCACUUUUCCCCAGCAUCAUCACCCAGGAAUCCCAGGAGUUGCACACAGUGUCAUCUCAACUAGAACUCCACCUCCACCUUCACCAUUGCCAUUUCCAGCACAAGCUAUUCUCCCUCCUGCCCCAUCUAGCUACUUCUCUCAUCCAACGAUCAGAUAUCCUCCCCACCUGAAUCCUCAGGAUACUCUGAAGAAUUAUGUACCUUCUUAUGACCCGUCCAGCCCCCAGACUAGCCAGCCUAACAGCAGUGGUCAAGUAGUAGGGAAAUUGCCUGGGCAUUUUACUCCAGUUUUGGCACCCUCUCCCCAUCACAGUGCGGUGCGACCUGUGACCCUGAACAUGACAGAUACUAAGCCCAUCACUACAUCCACUGAAGGUGAGGCAUCUUCACCUACAGCAACCACCUACACAGCCUCAGGCACAUCCCAGGCCAGUCGAUAUGUGGGACUAAGCCCAAGAGACCCAUCCUUCCUACACCAGCAACAGCUGAGACUUUGUGACUGGACCAUGAACCAAAACGGCAGGCAUUUAUACCCCAGUGCCAGUGAGGAUACAUUGGGAAUUACUUGGCAAAG
Mesitornis unicolor (brown roatelo) is the source of this 653-nucleotide messenger RNA. RefSeq names its product nuclear factor I/B (gene NFIB). NCBI's taxonomy places the organism in Eukaryota, Metazoa, Chordata, Aves, Mesitornithiformes, Mesitornithidae. The record is from RefSeq and is a predicted model, not a curated record. The transcript has 5 exons. The annotation marks the transcript as partial. Gene Ontology annotation, molecular function: DNA-binding transcription factor activity, RNA polymerase II-specific; RNA polymerase II cis-regulatory region sequence-specific DNA binding. Gene Ontology annotation, biological process: regulation of transcription by RNA polymerase II. Gene Ontology annotation, cellular component: nucleus.